Galendromus occidentalis (western predatory mite) is the source of this 1329-nucleotide messenger RNA. It is a transcript of the gene Neos, whose product is annotated as nuclear receptor coactivator protein neosin. Gene Ontology annotation, molecular function: RNA binding. NCBI's taxonomy places the organism in Eukaryota, Metazoa, Arthropoda, Arachnida, Mesostigmata, Phytoseiidae. The record is from RefSeq and is a predicted model, not a curated record. The transcript has 10 exons. The coding region runs from base 110 to 1234 and encodes 374 amino acids.
GUUCUGAGGAAGUUCCACCGGAGUACGAAGUGUCUUGUGCAUGUUUCCCAAAAGAAACUCAUAGCGGAGGUCCUCAUUCACAUUUUCCUACCGCUAUAACACACUCCCCAUGGACUCUAAAUGGAACGAGAAAAUAUCAAAUAACACAUCGGACGCGACAAGAGCUCUCCAGCGAGUUUUCGUCGGUUAUCUAAAACCUCAUAUUACGCGGAAGGAUCUCUUCGAGAUAUUCAGAAAAUAUGGCGAAAUAGCUGCUAUAUCCAUUAACCGGAACGGUUAUGGUUUCGUCGAGUUUGCUAAUGAGGAAUCCGCGCUACUGGCCACGGAUGAAAAUGGUCGGCCGAAUAAGGGUGGCGUCUUUCAAGUCAAACAAUGUUCCCCGGGAGACGUUCGCAAGAAAGCGCCAACACGGGACCGAAGUCGUAGCCCCUUGCCCCCGAGUCGAGCGACGGCGCCAGCGAACCAUAGUCCACGGAGGCGUUCUUCGCCGAAUCCACCCCACGAUCACCGAUCACGGUCGCCGACCGGCGCGCGGUCCUCGUCAUCUACCUCGAAACCUAAGCCGGCUGACGAAGUCUCCCGGAAGCCGAAUGAUUGUGAAAUCGUUGUUAUGUCAAAACAGCUCCGUGACUACGCUGAGACGGUUGAACGGAGACUGAAGAAUUUAGGUCUCAAGGUGGAUGUCCUAUUCAUGAAGGAUGAAGCCCUGUUGACUCAGGCGCUCGACGAUCUGAGUCUUCGUGGUACUCUCUAUGCCUGCGUCAUUGCACAGCAGCACGAAGUUCACAACUCCGUGACUCUGAACGUUCUGUACGGAAUUCCCCAAGAGCACCGAAACAUGCCAAUAGACGAAGCUCUCAAAUUCUUAGCGAAGAAUUUUCGGGAGCACCUCGAGCGGCAGAGAGAUCGCGAUAGUGGAGACGACGAACGGGAAAUUAAAUUUUUGCUGAAGCUUGUAAUCGAAUCGCGUUACAUUUCGAUCAAUGAAUACGAUCGCCUUAUCGAUCAUCUCCGUUUGAAACGCGAUCAACUGAUCAAGGAGGAGAUCGGAGAUUCGCGUCCGGUACCCGCUCCGAGUAGAGCAGGAUCGUCAUCAUAUCAGAGCGGCUCGAAUCCGCGCGGCACAGGAGAAAUUCGGACCAGGCCUGGGAAAAGGGUCUAUCCUCUCCGGUGGGCUUGCCUCUCGGGACUCGGGAUCGACUCCGAAAAUCCCCAGCGUGCUCGCCGCUUGUAGGAACUCGGAGCGAGGAAGCAGGACUGCGGACUCGGCUCUACAGAGGGCGGCGACUUCGCUUCCGCACGUAAUCCAGAUCAGCUCGAGGCUGCCUC